Molecule: messenger RNA, 446 nt
Organism: Hibiscus syriacus
Lineage: Eukaryota; Viridiplantae; Streptophyta; Magnoliopsida; Malvales; Malvaceae
Exons: 4
Coding region: 30-446 (138 amino acids)
Source: RefSeq, a predicted model, not a curated record
GGAGAGUCAUAAGAAAUAACGACAGCAAAAUGUGGCAUCCGAAGGGACCUACAAGUACAUCUAUGAAGAAAGGUGGAGGCAGAGGGCUUGUAGCGGUAGCCAUUGAUAAGGACAAAGGGAGCCAGCAUGCUUUCAGAUGGGCUGUUGAGCAUCUUCUUUCCAAAAGCCAAAAUGUUGUUCUUAUCCAUGUUGUUAAUAAUAAACAACCAAAUGGAGCAAGUAAUGGUGGCGACUCGUUGAACAAGGACAAGCUAGCCAAGGACUUGUUCCUCACCUUCCAUUGUUUCUGUACUAGAAAAGAUAUACAUUCGAUUGAUAUCGUACUCGAAGAUUCGGAUGUUGUUAAAGCAUUGACAGAAUAUGUUUCUUACGCUGCAAUUGGGAAACUGGUUCUUGGUGCCCCAUCUCGAGGCGGAUUUAUGAGCUUUUGUAUGCUUAAAAUUUAA